This is a messenger RNA of Acanthoscelides obtectus, 627 nucleotides long. The record is from the annotation of a GenBank genome assembly. Lineage: Eukaryota; Metazoa; Arthropoda; Insecta; Coleoptera; Chrysomelidae.
AUGACACUACAUAUUGGCGACGAGGACAAAAGAGCCUCAGAGAUAAAAUCAUGUUUUCGUUGUGGCUCAAAAGGCCACAUUUCUUCUAACUGUCCAGCAAGAGAGAAAAUUUGCAAGAAAUGCGGCUACAAAGGACACGUCAGCAAACAGUGCAGAACUAAGCCGGGGAAAAGAACACACUAUGAGAGCACAACGGUCAAGAAAUCAAGAUACAGAGAGCCAGACAAGGACGACGACGAUCACAACACAAACUAUGUGUUCCACAUUGACAAUGAUAGUGACAUAUCAUGUAUGAUUGGAGGAAUACCAGUUCAGAUGGUAAUCGAUUCUGGUAGCAAGUGUAACAUAUUAAAUGACGAAACAUGGACGUACCUAAAGAAUUCGCAGGUAUCGGUGUCAAAUCAAAUAAAACGACCCAAGAAAAUUCUCAUGGCUCAUGCUAGCAAAGAACCGUUAACUAUUCUAGGGUGUUAUGAUGCUGAGAUUAAGGAUGAACCAAAAUGCAGUUUUAACCUUUUGAAAGAAUGCUUGUGUAAAAUUAAAUCGUUAGGAUACUAUGACCCUAAAGACAGGACUCAGGUUAUAGCCGAUGCAAGUCCUGUAGGGCUGGAGGCUGUCCUAAUAUAG